Molecule: messenger RNA, 1466 nt
Organism: Nyctereutes procyonoides (raccoon dog)
Lineage: Eukaryota; Metazoa; Chordata; Mammalia; Carnivora; Canidae
Gene: MRM2
Product: mitochondrial rRNA methyltransferase 2
Exons: 3
Coding region: 35-775 (246 amino acids)
Biological process (GO): RNA methylation
Cellular component (GO): mitochondrion
Molecular function (GO): rRNA (uridine-2'-O-ribose)-methyltransferase activity
Source: RefSeq, a predicted model, not a curated record
CUUCCGGCGCAGCGACUGGAGGGAGUCGGCCUGCAUGGCUCGGUCUUUGAAGCUGCUACAUGCAUCCCUGCAGUGUCAGAGGUUUCACACAGCUGGGAGUUACUACAAGGGUCGGACCGGUGCUGAACACCUGUGGCUGACGCGGCAUUUGAGGGACCCAUAUGUGAAGGCAUCGAAAGUGGAGAGUUAUCGGUGCCGAAGUGCCUUCAAGCUCCUGGAGAUGGAUGAGAGGCACCGGAUCCUGCGGCCCGGUCUCCGAGUGUUAGACUGCGGGGCGGCCCCCGGGGCGUGGAGCCAGGUGGCUGUGCAGAGGGUUAACGCUGCAGGCACAGAUCCUGGCACUCCUGUUGGCUUUGUGCUUGGGGUAGAUCUUCUUCACAUAUUCCCCCUGGAAGGAGCAACUUUCCUGUGCCCUGCUGAUGUGACUGACCCGGGAACUCUGCAGAGAAUCCAGGAACUGCUUCCUGGUGGGAGAGCAGACGUGAUUCUGAGUGACAUGGCACCCAACGCCACGGGGAUCCACAGCCUGGAUCAUGACAGGCUCAUUCGCCUGUGCUUGUCCCUUCUGGACCUGGCUGCAGUUGUCCUGCACCCCGGUGGCACGUUCCUCUGCAAAACAUGGGCUGGAAGUCAAAGCCUUGCAUUACAGAAGAGACUGACAGGGCAGUUCCAGGGUACCAGGACCAUAAAACCCAGAGCCAGCAGAAAGGAGUCGUCAGAGGUGUACCUCUUGGCCACACAAUACCAAAGAGGGAUGGGGUGUGCAGAGGCCUGAGAUGUUCUGCUAUUUCCCAGCUUGUUCACUCCAGGGUCGUCUGAGCUCUUGCUUGAAGUAUGACUAGGGGUGGGGUGGAGUGGUCUUGAUCCAGGAUGCAGCAGGCAGGACAAGUGGGGGGCCUUUGUUUUAAGCACAAAGAUACAACAGAACCAUAUUUGCUGGCCAUGAUGUAUGAUCAGAAACAGUUUCUAGAACAUGAUUAGUGAAGAGGACCUCAGGAGACGUAGGCGGAGAGGCAAAGCUGAGAAGAUGGUGGGAAGGAGCCUGUGGCACACAUGGCCUUGGUAUAACCUUGCAACUGUCAGGUCUCCACCCUUGCUGCCCCGCCACCGACUGGACCGCAACACCCAGGCUUCUCGUCGUUUUGCUCAUAUGGUGUAGCAUAUGAAAAUCUGAACUUUCAACUUGGAAUUCAUUUCCACCUCUCUGGUGGAUGAUGUGGAUUAAUUCUUUCCUCAAGCAGCAGGAGUCCCUCUCAAUUAGGGAAGGCAAUUUGAUAUGAAUUAUCAGGGGGUUAGUGUACUUUCUAUAGUGGCUGGAAACACGUUGCUGUAAUCUUUGGAGCUCCCAAGACUGGCAGCGGCCAGAGCAAGCAGCCAUACAGUGUGUCCGUUUAUUUCCUUUUACUCUCUUCCAGGAACUCAAUGCAGUGUUACAAAACAAUGUAGAGUAUAUGAUUUUAAGAGAU